UGAUUUGUCCCAAACUCGUUUACAACGAAGCCUUGGGGGGUUGGGGCCCCCUCAGGGGAUUUUGGGGACCCCCUCCCGGUUUUGGGGACCCCCAUUUGGGGACAAAGGGGGGGGGGGCUUCCAUCUGGGGGGGUUAAAACAGGGGAGUCACUGCCCUGGGACACCCCAAAACCCCAAAAGGAGGGGUCACAGCCCUGGGGACCCCAAACACCACCCAGGGACACCCCAAAACCCCAAAAAUGGGGGGUCACAGCUCUGCGAACCCCAAAACCCCUAAAACAGGGGGUGACAGCCCUGGGAGAACCCCAAAAGUGGGGCCACGACCAGGGACACCCCAAAACCCCAAACACGGGGGUCCCGAACCCCCUCGGGUUCAGGUGCACUUCAGGUAUCUCCAGGUUUGGGGGUUCAGGCUUUAUGGGGUGUUUGAUAGGAUUUUGGGGUGCAGCUGUGCAUUUUGGGGUGCAGCUGCGCAUUUUGGGGUCCAGGUGCACAUUUUGGGGUCCAGCUGUGCAGUUUUGGGGUCCAGCUGUGCAUUUUGGGGUCCAGCUGUGCAGUUUUGGGGUCCAGGUGCACAUUUGGGGUCCAGCUGCGUAUUUUGGGGUCCAGGUGCGCAUUUUGGGGUCCAGCUGUGCAGUUUUGGGGUUCAGGUGCGCAGUUUUGGGGUCCAGCUGUGCAUUUUGGGGUCCAGCUGUGCAGUUUUGGGGUCCAGCUGUGCAUUUUGGGGUGCAGCUGUGCAGUUUUGGUGUCCAGGCGCACAUUUCGGGGUCCAGCUGUGCAGUUUUGGGGUCCAGGUGUGCAUUUUGGGGUUCAGGUGUGCAUUUCAGGGUCCAGCUGUGCAGUUUUGGGGUCCAGGUGCGCAUUUCAGGGUCCAGCUGUGCAGUUUUGGGGUCCAGGUGCACAUUUGGGGUCCAGCUGCGUAUUUUGGGGUCCAGGUGCGCAUUUUGGGGUCCAGCUGUGCAGUUUUGGGGUUCAGCUGUGCAUUUUGGGGUCCAGCUGUGCAGUUUGGGGUCCAGGUGCGCAUUUUGGGGUCCAGCUGUGCAUUUUGGGGUGCAGCUGUGCAGUUUUGGGGUCCAGCUGUGCAGUUUUGGGGUCCAGCUGUGCAGUUUGGUGCUCUGGGGUCAGGUCCUGGCAGGUCCUUGAAGCUCAGCACGAUCUGGGGGGGGCGGAGGAGGCGCCCCAAAAGCAGCGCCCAGAGCAGGGCCUGCACCCACAGCUGGAACGGGGGGUCCCAGCCCCAGCCGGGCCCCCCGGGGCACAUCGCUGUCCCCGAGUGUCCCCCCCGGUGUCCCGCAACGCCAGCGCCGCGCCCUUACCGAGGCCACGCCCACUAA
Melospiza georgiana is the source of this 1334-nucleotide messenger RNA. RefSeq lists its product as uncharacterized. Lineage: Eukaryota; Metazoa; Chordata; Aves; Passeriformes; Passerellidae. The record is from RefSeq and is a predicted model, not a curated record. The transcript has 7 exons. Bases 240 to 1334 code for a protein of 364 amino acids.